This is a messenger RNA of Drosophila obscura, 3039 nucleotides long. RefSeq names its product discs overgrown protein kinase (gene dco). Gene Ontology annotation, biological process: endocytosis; peptidyl-serine phosphorylation; signal transduction. Gene Ontology annotation, cellular component: cytoplasm; nucleus. Gene Ontology annotation, molecular function: protein serine/threonine kinase activity; ATP binding. Lineage: Eukaryota; Metazoa; Arthropoda; Insecta; Diptera; Drosophilidae. The record is from RefSeq and is a predicted model, not a curated record.
CGUCGUCCGUCGCCGCAGUUCCGUUUUGGACAUUAUUUCUUAACCGUUUAAUGCACUUUAAUUGUGUCUUUGCAUUUGCAUUAGUUUGUGUUUUUCCGCUCCGUGUGCGUGUGUGUUUGUCCCGCCUCCUACCCCCAUGAAAACAAAGACGAAAUAUAAAAAAAACUUAUUUUAUCGCAUGAUUAACCAUUGCUCAGACAAAUGGCUGUAACAAAUGCAGAAAUGUAUUGUAAUUAUUAAUACCAUUGCGUAAAUAUGUUGCGCUUGCGUGUGGCCCCAAAAAUUCGAAUUGAGCGAAAGUAAAGAAGAAAGAGGAGAAGACGCGGAGAGUGCAGCACUCACGGACGCCAGCAGAGGAGGCAGCAGCAGCAGCAGCAGCAGUGGAAGUGCAAGUGCAUGUAGAAGCGGGACGGACGGGAUAGCCAAGCAACAAUAAAGCCUUGAAGCGACUGUCUGGAAUAUUACAAAAAUAGAAUAGGAAACAGCAAGUGGAGCUCAGACGAAAGGACAGCGCGCAAGCAGGCAACGCAAAUCCACACAAACACCACCACUCUCUCACUCUUCCACACACACACACACACACACAAAAUCACAGACAAAAUGGAGCUGCGUGUGGGCAACAAGUACCGUUUGGGCAGGAAGAUCGGAUCGGGAUCCUUCGGAGAUAUUUACCUGGGAACCACAAUCAACACUGGCGAGGAGGUGGCCAUCAAGCUGGAGUGUAUCCGCACAAAGCAUCCCCAACUGCACAUCGAAUCGAAGUUCUACAAGACAAUGCAGGGCGGGAUCGGCAUACCGCGGAUCAUCUGGUGCGGCAGCGAAGGGGACUACAAUGUCAUGGUGAUGGAGCUGCUGGGCCCCUCGCUGGAGGAUCUGUUCAACUUUUGCUCGCGCCGCUUCUCGCUGAAGACGGUGCUGCUACUGGCGGAUCAGAUGAUCUCGCGCAUCGACUAUAUCCACUCGCGCGACUUCAUCCACCGCGACAUCAAGCCGGACAACUUCCUCAUGGGUCUCGGCAAGAAGGGCAAUUUGGUGUACAUCAUCGACUUUGGCCUGGCCAAGAAGUUCCGCGACGCCCGCUCCCUGAAGCACAUCCCCUAUCGGGAAAACAAGAACCUGACGGGCACCGCCCGCUACGCCUCGAUCAACACACACCUGGGAAUCGAGCAGUCGCGCCGCGACGAUCUUGAAUCCCUGGGCUACGUCCUCAUGUACUUCAAUCUGGGCGCUUUGCCCUGGCAGGGCCUCAAGGCGGCCAACAAGCGCCAGAAGUACGAGCGCAUCUCAGAGAAGAAGCUCUCCACCUCGAUAGUGGUGCUCUGCAAGGGUUUCCCGAGCGAGUUCGUCAACUACUUGAACUUCUGCCGGCAGAUGCACUUUGACCAGCGCCCCGACUACUGCCACUUGCGCAAGCUCUUCCGCAACCUGUUCCACCGGCUGGGCUUCACCUACGAUUAUGUUUUCGACUGGAAUCUGCUCAAGUUUGGGGGACCUCGCAAUCCCCAGGCGAUCCAGCAGGCCAAGGAUGGCACCGAUGGCCAGGUGGGCCACGAUGCUGUCGCCGCGGCGGCAGCUGUGGCCGCGGCUGCCGCCGCCUCGUCGCACCAACAGCAGCACAAGGUGAACACGACGCUGGCCACAGCGGGCGGCAGCACGCAGCAGCUCCUCGGCACCAGCUCCCAGGGCGGACAGACUCUGGCAAUGCUGGGCGGCGGCGGAAAUGGAGGCAGCCAGCUGAUUGGCGGCAACGGAGGCCUCAACAUGGACGACUCGAUGGCGGCCACCAAUUCUUCGAGGCCGCCCUACGACACACCGGAGCGCCGUCCCUCGAUACGGAUGCGCCAGGGAGGCGGCGGUGGUGGUGGCGGUGUUGGCAGCAUCCAGAGCGGCGGUGUGGUGGGCGACGUGCGGAACGCUAAAUAAUAUUUUAUGGUCUAGAUGCAGCGCUGGACACACAGUAGACAAAAAACUCAGCAACUAUAGAAUACAUAGUUAUAUAUGCCCUAUAUAUACACCGACACACACACACACACACACCUACACUCCCACACCUACACCCCCACACAUGCUUUAUAUAUGCGGUACCAUGCAGGAGGACCUGGUCCCUGCCCCACAAUCACACACACACACACAUCGAGAGAGGAAUAGGGGAGAAAGCGUUGGUGGAGAUGAUAGGAGAGGAGCGGAGCGGAGCGAGCGCUUUUCUUGCAUUGUACAUUUUCGUUUUGUUGCGGCUUUGACAUGGACUUCCGCUCCCGGAGGAUCGAGAUAGGGCGUGGCAAAGCUUAUUAAAUAAUUAUCUAGAUUACGAUUAAUUUAAAUUAUAAUUUUAGUUGAUAAAACGAAUGCAACAAUUGGCUGCAAGACAGAGAGAAACGGCAACAUCUUCCACACACACACACUCAAGAGGAUCAGCAGAGCCCUGUAAAGGGGUGAGCGGCGGGAGAGACAGAAAGAGAGAGAGAGAGCAGGAGCAAAGAGCUAGCAUUUACCUACAGUACUGUACGUGUACACUGUGCAACACAACACCACGACACUAAGCGAAAUACGCUUGAAAGAGAGUGCAUUUGUGCCCAAAACUUCCUCUUUGCUCAAUAUUUUUGUUAAUUUUUUUUCCUUUUUUUUUAACGUAGUCCCCGCCCCCGAUCCCCCACUGAACACUGAAAACAGAACCCUGAAAAAACCAUCAAGCAAACGCUGAUUUAUAUUCAAUGAUGAAUAUAUAGAAACGAUAGCAUUAGUGUGCAGCCCGAUCACUGAAACAAGAUUUGAAUGUAAGUGUAAUAUUUGUGUAAAAGAAACAAAGGACACUCCACUCGUCGGGGUGUCCCUAACCUUAGUCUAGAGAUCUAGCGAUAGUGAAACCCGAUGCAAGCAACCCCAACAAACCCUAGGUUAAGCGCUCCCCCAGUUACAGAUAAUUUUAUCGAGGCACUGUCAUGUCGAAGAUGAGCCCACAUUACGAUAUAUCCGAUGAGAGGGUUCUUUAGCUUUAAGCAUCACUCUGAUUUGUAAUGCCCCCCCCAGCCCCCAGCCCCC